Schistosoma rodhaini is the source of this 4643-nucleotide messenger RNA. The record is from the annotation of a GenBank genome assembly. Lineage: Eukaryota; Metazoa; Platyhelminthes; Trematoda; Strigeidida; Schistosomatidae.
AGAUAGUCCAAUGGGAGCUGUUCUGUAAAUUGAUUGGUUCAUUCUACAACUAGGCAGGGACAGGUCAAGGCUACAGAUAAAUGAACCAAUGAAAUAUUAAACAAGCAUUCAUUGCUGUUUUAUUGGCCAUUGGAUGUUGUUAAUCUGAAGUUAACGGCGGAUAGGAUACUGCGCCAUAUCUCAUUGAGAUUAGGCUUACGCGAGUUUAAGUUAUACGGUUCCUGUUUCCGACUAGUUCUUACUAACUUCACAAUUGUGUGGGAAACCUUAGAACUAUAAUAGCUUAGUCAAAUUUGACUUUGCAUUAAUUUUUAUAUGGACUGUCUACGUACUUGUUGCUUAACAGGACCUAAUUAAUAUUUGGAUUACCUAUGCAAUGGCGCACACAGCUCUGCAGAACCUAAAUAACCCUUAUGCAAGUGGAAGGCUCGUAAGACGAAGCUCACAAGACCUUGGUUUGCGUAAGUGUUUAGUUUAUAACUCCAUGUUUAUUGAUAUCUUGUUUAAUGUACGGUAUCUGAAUACAAGACUAAGGUUUUUUGGACUAAAACUGUGUUCACAACUAAACAUGAAGGGGAAAUUUUAUUUUAUUUCACCUGGUUUAAGCAAUGCUGUAAUACUAUUAGCUACAUGUGAAUACUGAAUCCCAGUAAAAUAAUUCGAACUGAGUUGAAUUCGAUUGGAUCUUAAAUGCUUUCUUCGCCCCACAUCAACUUGUAUGUUACAAAAGUCUAAAAAAUGUAUGUCACUAAAGCACUUUCAAAUUUUUUUAUUGUACAUGGAGAAUAUACUGAAGCUCGAUGUCUUAACGUUCAGUUUGCUAGAUUGGGGUCUGUUGUCAGUUGCUGGUCAUUUGUGUAUGUGGUGAUCUUCCGAAAGUGAAUGAGCACUGCCUGUCAUAAAUUUGCCCAAAUAUAUUGCAUACGUUUAAGUUAAUUUCGAAUUUCAGUCAGUAGACUGUUUUCAUUCUUAUCAACUAAGUAGAUUCUUUUGACCGAUGUACAGCGCUUUUUUCGUAGCGAACGUUGGUUUAUAGAUUCCCACAAAUUAUAUUUUUAUUUGUAUUCUUGUUAUUGACAUAACGUAAGGCGUAUUCCUAUUCUUAAUCACUCUUUAAAAAUACGAUAGUGAUUCCACGUGAAGAAACGUCGUUGGUACCUAACUGUUUGGUUGCAUUACUUUAGUCAAACCUCGUAAAUCAAAUUAAGUUGUGGGUGGUUUGUUCCGUUGCUAAUAAUCGCAAUUCAAGUUAGUCUUGUAAAGGUUUGUUGGUAUUGUUAGUAAUAACUUUCGAUCCCUGGUUUCUUAUUAUGUACAGAAGUUGAGGUUUACGAAGGUUAUUACGAAUUUCUCCGACGUUAUACACUUGGUGAACGUUUUGGAUCGGGCGGAUUUGGUCAUGUUCAUCAUGCUAGGCGUACAUCUGACAAUAAAGAAGUUGUAGUAAAAGAAGUUCGAUCAGAUAAAGUUCCAUGUUGGUGUUUGUUGGACAAUCAAUUAAUGCCAAUUGAAGUUGUACUUCUUGUUAUGUGUCAAGGUUUACCUGGAAUAGUUAAUUUAUUAGAUGCCUUUAAUUUCGGUCAAUCUUGGGCAAUUGUUAUGGAUCAAGUCUCUAGUACAACUUGUGAUAUGUUUGAUUACAUUGGUGAACGUGGAAUGUUGUCAGAAAGUGAAGCUGCUUUUUAUUUUCACCAAUUAACUGGUAUAUUAUUAUCAUGUCAUAAAGUUGGUGUAUUACACCGAGAUAUUAAAGAUGAAAAUAUUCUGAUUAAUCGUACAACAAAUGAAUUGGUACUUAUUGAUUUCGGUUCUGGCGCGUUCUUGGAAUCACGUUUGUAUACAGAUUUUGAUGGCACCCGUGUUUAUAGUCCUCCUGAAUGGAUUUUAAAUAAUAGAUAUCAUGGCAAACAAGCUGAAGUAUGGUCUUUAGGUGUACUACUCUAUGAUAUGUUAUGUGGUGAUAUCCCUUUUGUCAAUGAUAAAAGUAUUAUCGGAGGGAAAUUGCGAUAUCGUCGAGACAAUAUAAGUGAAGCAGCAAAACAUCUUAUUGCGAGUUGUUUAAACAUGGAUCCAUCUAAACGUCCAUCUUUAUUAGAAAUCCUUCAACAUCCAUGGAUGCAAGCCCAUCGACCUCAAACUGGUGCUAAAAUUCCACUAGCUAUCCAAAUAGCUUUGGAUGUCUUAGAGAAGGAAUCAAACUCGGACGCUACUCCAAAUAUUUCAAAUUUAUCUGAUUUACAACAUUCUGUAGAAGUGCAAAGUUCAAGUCUAUCAAAUCAAACAAUAUCUGGUUUUCCACAUUCUUGUUCCUUUACAAAUCCUUCCAUAGGUAUUGAUGAAAAGCAUAAAAAUAAACAAACUAAUAGUAUUGACCAUUCACAAACAAUUUUAGAUUCAAAUUCUUGUUCUUCCGGUAUGGAUAGUCGCUCAAGCCUUCAUUUUCAUAUCCCUUCAGGUACCACUGAAUUAGUAGGAUCAAGUAUUGGUUAUGCUUUCCAUGACUUUCUUAGAGAUGAGGUUUCGAUUGGUGAACUUUCUCAAUCUCCUGUAUCUGGUAUAUCUCCUCAAAUCGAAACAGCAUGGUCUAUUCCAAAUAGAAAAAUUAAUGAACGAGUGAAUUUAAACAUUCAGACAUUUCCUCCGGAUAGUAGAUUAUCAUGUCAACAAACAUCAUGCCCUGAAAUCAUACCGCGUCUUCAUUCCAAUGAGUCUGAUUCUAGCUCUGGCUAUUAUUCACGCUCUGAUUCUUUAUCAUCGAACGACGGGAAACAGCUCAUUUCAGCUGUAAAUGUUAGUAACUUACGUACUUGUUCAACUACAAGUCAUAUAGCAUCCGUCAUGUCCGUUACUAAACCUGUUACAACAGCUGUUAAUGAUAAAUCUCCUUGUUCAACUGCAGUAUCCUCUUCAUAUUCCCGACUUCAAAAUAUGGAUCUUCCUGUUCAUUUGCAUUAUUGGCGUUCAGGCAGUUCCAGUAAAACAUCUUCUGAUUCAUCGUCAUCUUAUUCAUCUACAAAAUCUAAUUGUCUUGAUAAACAGUUCCGGCAAAUUAGUGAAAAUACACCAACCAUUCCCUACUCAUCUUCAUAUCUUAAUCCUUCUUGGUCCGUAAUUUUAAAUUCAUCUAAGCCUACAUCCCAAAUCUAUUCGUCUAAUACAACUCAUUCCAGUGUACCAUGUUCAGGUGUGACUGCAUAUUCCUCAACUACAAAUGCUGUAACCAGCUCAAAUACAGAUAUGGUAGAUACAUUAAGUAGUCUAUUAUCAUCUUCAACUUCAAAAUUAAAUUCUUCUCUAUCAAAUCACGAUUGGUUUUCAAGUGGUAAUAAUGUUGAUAUGGAUCACGUAUGAUUAAACUUUUUUUAAUGUACACAAUCAUUAUAGAAAAAUUUUUUUUUAAGAGAAAUAGUUAAAAGUUAAUACAUUUUAAUCUGUAAUGUACUCUUUCGAUAGGAAAUAAUCAAUACAUUGAUCUGAUGAUUAUUUUAAUAUCCACAAGUACAUCAAUAGAUUUAAAUGUUCCAUGCUUUAAUUAUUGUUCUCGUUUUUUUUAAAUACCAUAAUUAUGUACAUUUAUGUGUAUAAUGUACUAUGUGGUUAGUAACUUGUUAUCUUUAUAUCAUUAUAUAAUCAAAACAAUAUUUACAGAGUAAUGAUCAUGAUUAUUAUUAUUAUUAUUAUGUUAAAAUGGAAAAAUGGUAUUCGAAGUUCCCAAUCUUUAUUAUGAUUAUUAUUAUUAUUAUCAUUAUUGUUUUCAAUCAAUUUCGUGCUGUAGAAAUUUUUCCAAAACUGUGUUGUUUUCCUUUUGUUUAAUAUUAUUAUUGUUAUUAUUAUCACCCCAUUAUUAUUAUUAUUACUAAUAAUUUAGUUGUUCAAUAUUCUUUAAAAAAUGUAUUUGUUUGGUUUCUGGUUCAUGUCUUUGAGAAUUUUAAUUGCUUUGACAAGUUUCAUUAUGAUGAUUAUUUUUUUCAACUAAAAAAAACGACUAACAAAAUGUUUCUGAUUUUAUUUCUGAUACUUUUUUUUUCUUGUUCUUCUCAUCUCCUAUGCACUUCUGUGUGUGUGUGCGCGUGUGUAUGUUUUUUUAAUGGCUUUAUGUACUCAUGAAAAUUGCUCACACUACUUUAAUGGCCUUUACAAAUUUAUAUGCAUAUAUAUACAUAUAUAUAUAUGCUGUAGUUUCAAAUCAUUUUCGUUUCAACUCACUUUGCAGUGUACUCUUGAUUUCCAGUUACUUGUUUGAUAUAUUGUGAAGUGUACACCAAAAGUUCUGUACAUAUUAGAUCUGUUUUUUUUCUUGUACAUACUUUGAGUAUUUUGGUUUUUUCAUACGCGUAAUUAAGUAAGGGUUGAAAGUCAGUGUAUAAUUGUAAUGAUACAUCACUUAAUUAGUAUGGUGAAAUGCGCUAAGUUAAAAAGGAAUCAAUAUAUUGUGACCAUAAGUCGCAUUGGGCAUAAUCUACUAUCAGAUCUUUCACACCAAUCAUUUCAUUAGUACAUUAGGUUGAGUAUGGCAUAGAUUUGUUAAGUACAAGAUAAAAGAUUAUGACAAACUAUGGCUAAUUUAACUCUGAACAAAACGUAUUGUUUUAGUCACGUUCGACCUACAAAUAGGUAAAUACUUGAGUGUAACACAGAUUGGU